Messenger RNA from Salvia miltiorrhiza (redroot sage), 2060 nucleotides. RefSeq names its product mitochondrial fission protein ELM1. The coding region runs from base 443 to 1729 and encodes 428 amino acids. Lineage: Eukaryota; Viridiplantae; Streptophyta; Magnoliopsida; Lamiales; Lamiaceae. The record is from RefSeq and is a predicted model, not a curated record. The transcript is spliced from 10 exons. Gene Ontology annotation, biological process: mitochondrial fission. Gene Ontology annotation, cellular component: mitochondrial outer membrane.
AUGAAAAUCAAAUCGAGUAUGGCAACAUACAAAAUAUAAUGCCAACGCACUAUAGGUAUGCUUCAUAAAAUUAUCAUUGUUAUUAUUAUCAUCUAAAAUUAUCUAAUAAAUUAUAAUUAUAUUAAAUAGUAAAUCGUUGCAAAGGAGCUCAACCCAAAAAAAAAAAAAAAUCCUAUUGUGCAACAACAUCUAUGUAAAUUUUCUGGUUUUAUUUUUAUUUUAUUUUCUAAAGAAAAAAGUAAUAAUAAUGGUAGAGUGGUGGAGUUGAAGCGAAGAACAAAAGUUCAACUGGGAACCGCUUUGUUUGGGUUGUCACUUUGUCAGCACAUCAUCUUCAGUUUCUCCACUAUUUCAUUCCGAAUCCCAACUGACUGCAGCGAUAAAUCCCCAAUCUUAAAUCUCACCUAGGGGUUAGGGUUUUUGAUCAACUUAUACUUCAGAGAUGAAGCCAAUUAGGCUUCCGGAGCCGCCGGGAAGCCCGAAGCCGAUGGGCGGAGUGCCAGAUAUAUUCGAGGGCGGCCUUUACGGCGUCGUACGCCGUGCGGUCAUCAUCGGGAACGGUUUUCCGGCGUCGGAGAACCAGAGCAUGGGAUUGGUUCGAGCACUUGGGUUAAGUGAUAAGCAAACGCUAUAUCGGGUCAUGAGACCAACAGGAGGAAUCAAUGAGUGGCUUCACUGGCUUCCAGUUUCUAUCCAUAAGAAAUUGUACUUUAUCAUUAGCCAGAUAUAUGGGUAUUCAAAAAUUUUUAUUUCCAGAAGAGGGAGGAAACUAGCACAUUUACCUGCUGGGAAUGGUGCUGGUGUGGGCUUGUCAUCAGUGUUGGAAGCUGAUGUAAAGAAUAUCGUCAAAAUGGCUAAGGAUACUUUUGAGAAGGAUGGCCCAUUGCUUGUGGUUGCAUCGGGCAGAGAUACGAUUUCAAUUGCAAGCUCUAUAAAAAGAUUAGCAUCUGACAACGUGUUUGUGGUCCAGGUUCAGCAUCCACGGUCUCAUUUGGACAGAUUUGAUAUGGUGAUAACCCCACAACAUGAUUAUUACUCAUUGACCCCUCAGGCACAAGAGCAGGUUCCUCGCUUUCUUCGGAAAUGGAUAACACCGCGUGAACCUGCUGGUGAUCAUGUCGUCCUCACAGUAGGAGCACUUCAUCAAAUAGAUUCUGCUGUACUUCGUAGUGAAGCUAAUGCCUGGCACCAUGAGUUUGCACCUCUUCCUAAGCCAUUGCUUGUAGUCAACAUUGGAGGGCCCACAAGGUACUGCAGAUAUAGCACAGACCUUGCAAAACAGCUGAUAGCGUCCCUUUACAAUGUUCUCACGAGCUGUGGAAGUGUCAGGAUAUCUUUCUCGAGGCGGACACCUGAAAAGGUUUCUAAAUUAAUAAUUAAAGAACUUGGAACUCAUCCCAAAAUCUACAUAUGGGAUGGUGAAGAACCUAAUCCACAUUUGGGACAUCUGGCUUGGGCUGAUUCUUUUAUUAUAACGGCUGAUUCAGUUAGCAUGUUGAGUGAGGCUUGCAGCACCGGGAAGCCUGUUUAUGUUGUUGGAGCUGAACGCUGCACCUGGAAACUUGUGGAAUUCCAUAAGAAGCUAAGGGAAAGAGGCCUGGUCAGACCAUUUACAGGUCUUGAGGAUAUGUCAGAAACCUGGGGUUACCCUCCUUUGAACGAUACUGCUGAGGCAGCAAGUCGGGUGCAUAAAGCACUUGCUGAGCGAGGAUGGAGAAUACGGCCAUAAAACCACUUAAAUACAUUGUUGUUGCAACAUUAAUCAUCUCAUCAAAAAAAUUCUCCAGUAGCAUGCCUUUCCUUUUCUUCCCCCAUAUUAUAGCUUCUCUUUUGAAAAGAGAAAGUGCCACAGAUAUAUAUACUUGUUGAGGUCAAGUAGCAGCAGUUACAAUAUUUUUACUUGUAAAAUAAUCAUUACCUUCAUUCAUGCGGCCUGUAAAUUUUGAUGCCUUGAGUAGGCUGUAAAAAUGAACAAAUCGCAGAGUCAAAGUAAAUUAUCUUUGUGAAGGCCUUUGUGCUAUAUAGCGUUUUAUACAUUUAAGAAUUCAAAAAUUUUCCCA